GGUAGGAUCUCUUUUUGUCCUUUUUUAUUUUUUUUGACAGGAUGAGUCGCUCUACUUCAUUUAUUACAGCCAACAUACACACAUAUAUACAUAUAUAUUAAUGUUAAUAUAUGCAUGGCCUAUGGGUUUGGUUUGAGUAUAAAUAAAUGAUAAGAAGUUUAAGCCGAAGCAACCAUGUUUCUGAGAAUCUCUGUGCAUGAUUAGCUUAUGGGUUCGAUGCGAGGAUCGCGAUCCAGCUGGGUCCUCCUUAUCGGAGUCCAAACUAACUCUUGUCUGGUAAGAAAGAGAGAGGGAGAGAGAGAAUGAGAAGGCCAUGUUGUGCUAAAGAAGGGCUGAAUAGAGGAGCAUGGUCUGCUGAGGAAGACGAGAUCCUCACCUACUACAUCAAAUCGCAUGGUGAAGGCCAAUGGAGAGACCUUCCACAACGAGCCGGGUUGAAGCGUUGUGGGAAGAAUUGCAGGUUUCGAUGGAAUUAUCUGAGUCCGAACAUCAAAAGGGGGAACAUCUCCGAAGAAGAAGAAAAACUCAUACUUAGAAUGCAUAAGCUCCUUGGCAACAGGUGGGCUCUCAUUGCUGCAAGAUUGCCAGGGCGAACAGACAACGAGAUCAAGAAUUACUGGAACACGAAUUUAAGAAAAAGGGUGGGGACAGAGAGAGAGACAGAAGUUCGGAAUGCGAACAGAUAA
Messenger RNA from Punica granatum (pomegranate), 686 nucleotides. The record is from RefSeq and is a predicted model, not a curated record. NCBI's taxonomy places the organism in Eukaryota, Viridiplantae, Streptophyta, Magnoliopsida, Myrtales, Lythraceae.